AUGUUUAUCACUUUGACCAGACAUUCAAACUUUAUUACACCUAACAAUAAUGCUCACAAUUUAGCUAUCAAAUGUCAGUUUAAAAAUAUCUAUCAAAACAUUGCAGAUAAAUAUGAGAACGUCAGGGUAUAUAAAUUUUAUUUGGUGACAUCACAAUCAACGAAUUCGGAAGGAAAUAUCAGUUCCUCAAUGACUAGUACUAAACAUAGUACUACAACCACUAAUGAUAAUGGUUUUGAAACUCCAUCCACCAAUAAUGAUCACUUCUUUGAUAACUUUACUAAUUGGGGUGAAACAUUUCUUAAUGCAACUGAAGAAGAGAUUCUUAAAAGGCUAAACGAAACGCUUGGAAACUUCACCGAUAAAUUAGAAGUAGUCUUCGAUAAAUUCAAUGAAGGUGAAUCAGUGAACACUGCUGGAAAAUAUUUUUACAGUGGACUAUUGUCAACCGUUUGUAUCACACUUGUCAGUUUCGUUAUAUUUGCGUAA
Messenger RNA from Heterobilharzia americana, 489 nucleotides. The record is from the annotation of a GenBank genome assembly. Lineage: Eukaryota; Metazoa; Platyhelminthes; Trematoda; Strigeidida; Schistosomatidae.